GGUUAAAGUGCGCAUGCGAGUUUCUGCCUGUCUGCUACAUUGCUAACAAGGAAAAACUCAGGAAGAGAUGAUGGCAGACUCGGGACCCGAGGAAAUAGCGGUGAUCGGGAACACCGACCUCACAUCGGCAGAACUAGAGAACAACAUUAAAAACACGAUGGUCGAGAUUGAGAAAUGGACUAGUCUUCUAAGAAAGAUGGAGAUCAGCGUUGGAGAGGCAGAGAAAAGGACCGGGAAGAAUACAGUCAACAUGCAGGAGAUAUACACUGUUUACCUAAUUGAGACACGGCCGGUUGAUGCUGUGACAGAAGGUAUAAUCCCAGCCCCAGACUCCUUAUGGAGGAGAUACAGCGAGUUUGAGCUACUAAGAAACUACUUGUUGGUCACUUAUCCCUUUGUCGUUGUUGCCCCGUUACCCGAGAAGAGGGCAGAGAUUGUGUGGCACAAGCUGUCAGCGGACAACAUGGACCCAGACUUUGUGGAGAGAAGGAGGGUUGGACUGGAGAACUUCCUGCUCCGAUUAGCCUCCCACCCAGUUCUCUGCAACGACAAGAUCUUCUACAUCUUCCUCACUGAGGAAAAAGGAUGGAAGGAAAUGGUGUACGAGACAGGAUUUCAAGCAAAGGCUGAUUCCAGGUUGAAAGCUAUGAAUGCAGCAUUCAGGGUGAAGAAUCCAGACAAACGGUUUACAGAGCUGAAACACUACAGCGACGAGCUACAGACUGUAGUCUCCCAGCUGCUGAGAGUACGGGCAAGGGUAGCAGAUCGACUGUAUGGGGUGUACAAAGUGCAUGGAAACUAUGGACGAGUCUUCAGUGAGUGGAGUGCCAUAGAGAAAGAGAUGGGAGAUGGACUACAAAGUGCUGGUCAUCACAUGGAUGCGUAUGCUGCUUCUGUAGAUGAUAUUCUGGAGGAAGAGGAGCACUAUGCUGAUCAGCUGAAGGAGUACCUAUUCUAUACUGAGGCACUAAGGGCAGUGUGCAGGAAGCAUGAGUUGACACAGUUUGAGCUGGAGAUGGCUGCACAGGACUUAGCCUCUAAAAAACAGCAGAAGGAGGAGCUGGUCACAGGGACUGUGCGGACGUUCUCACUGAAGGGGAUGACCAGUAAGCUGUUUGGCCAGGAGACUGCAGAGCAGAGGGAGGUUAAGUUACAAGUGUUAGAACAGCAGAUAGAGGAGGGAGAGGAGGCUGUGAAAGAGAAGAACGCCGAGAGCGAUGAGUUUGUGAAGACUGCCUGGAUAGACAUUGAGCACUUUAAAGACCAAAAGGACCGGGACCUGAAGGAGGCCCUGAUUAGCUAUGCAAUCAUGCAGAUCAGCAGGUGUAAAAAGGGAAUACAAGUGUGGACCAACGCAAAGGAGUGUUUCAACAAGAUGUGAUCUUCAGGGCCGAAACAGGCCCUCCAAACAAACAGCAAAACAGAACAUGCUUCUUUUCAAGGGACUCCUGGGGUUGCAUCCCAAAUUGCACUCUAUUCCCUAAAUAGUGUGCUACUUUUGACCAGAGCCCUGUGGGGUCUGUUCACUAUAUAGGGAACAGGAUGCUUUUUGGGACAGAUUCCUGGACACAGUCCCUAUGAUCCUUAUGGCAACAUUGAUCAUGUAUGCUCAAGAACAAAUAAAUAAUACAUAUUUUUCUAUAUCUGUAUCAUGUCCGAUUGCUAGUUGCCUUGAUUUGAUCGACUUGCAAUUGCAGUUAUUUCUCAGUGACUGACAUGUUUUUUCAUACAAAUGUAUUUUCGCUGAAAUGCUGAUUUAAGGUUAUUCACCAAGCACUUAUAUUAAUUUGUUUAUAGAGAUGCCAAGAAAUGUGGACUGAAUCCAAUUUUCUAUUCUGCCUUUUACACAAUGUUCAAAAUCACGUCAUAAGAUUAGUCUUACAUAUUUUCUAUGAAUUCCCUGGUUUUCCCAAAAAUCCAGGCUGGAGGAUUCCAAGAAUCAGGAGGGAACAAGCAGGAAAUACGGAAUUCUCAAAUCAGUAUUAAUGGAAAACCAGAGAAUUUAUUGACAGUUCCAAGAAUUUUGCAACCCUACAUAAGAUUACAACUGUUUAGAUUUUUUUUUUGUUAUUGAACCUUUAACCAUGCAUGUCAAUUAACAACAAAUUAUUAUUUACAAUGGAGGCAGGAGGCAAUUAGACUAGUCCUAUAAGAAUGUGCUUGCCGUUUAUUUUACAUGCAUAAUUAAAUUGUGUUUUUGUCAAUUUUA
Messenger RNA from Oncorhynchus keta (chum salmon), 2209 nucleotides. Its product is annotated as sorting nexin-4. Gene Ontology annotation, biological process: protein transport. The coding region runs from base 68 to 1381 and encodes 437 amino acids. The transcript is spliced from 14 exons. The record is from RefSeq and is a predicted model, not a curated record. Lineage: Eukaryota; Metazoa; Chordata; Actinopteri; Salmoniformes; Salmonidae. Gene Ontology annotation, molecular function: phosphatidylinositol binding.